Molecule: messenger RNA, 5334 nt
Organism: Nycticebus coucang (slow loris)
Lineage: Eukaryota; Metazoa; Chordata; Mammalia; Primates; Lorisidae
Gene: RPS24
Product: ribosomal protein S24
Exons: 5
Coding region: 104-577 (157 amino acids)
Biological process (GO): translation
Cellular component (GO): ribosome
Molecular function (GO): structural constituent of ribosome
Source: RefSeq, a predicted model, not a curated record
CCCCACGUCGGCGCGUCAGGGGUCCUUCCGUGCGCGUUGAUAUGAUUGGCCGGCGAAAAAGUGGUUCUCUUCCUCCCUGGCUGCCCGAGGAUCACCCGCCAUCAUGAAUGACACAGUAACUAUCCGGACCAGGAAGUUCAUGACUAACCGACUACUUCAGAGGAAACAAAUGGUCAUUGAUGUCCUUCACCCUGGGAAGGCAACAGUACCAAAGACAGAAAUUAGAGAAAAACUAGCCAAAAUGUACAAGACCACACCUGAUGUCAUCUUCGUAUUUGGAUUCAGAACUCACUUUGGUGGUGGGAAGACAACGGGCUUUGGCAUGAUUUACGAUUCUUUGGAUUAUGCAAAGAAAAAUGAACCCAAACAUAGACUUGCAAGGCAUGGCCUGUACGAGAAGAAAAAGACAUCAAGAAAGCAGCGAAAGGAACGCAAGAACAGAAUGAAGAAAGUCAGGGGGACUGCAAAGGCUAAUGUUGGUGCUGGCAAAAAGAAGGUAACAUACUUUGAGAAGCUACGUAUGGUAGUGUCUUACCUCAGUAGAGUAGCUUGUCCCACCCCUCACAGAAUAGCAUAACGAGGGCCACAUUGGUUCAUGAUUGCAUUGAGUAUUUUUCAAGCCCCAUCACCAAAAGUUUUCAUUUUAUUACUAAUUGGCAAACACUGUUAAAGGGGAGCAGAUCUUGCUCCCUGGGAUUUAACUUACUUACUUAACAUGGUACUGGACACUGGUUUAAGAAGCAGUUGGAUCAACGUGGCUCACGUGUUUUCCUGGCACACUGGAGAGACAGCAAAGGAUCUCAGAUUGCUUUCCUCUCCAGUUGGCCAUGACCUAAGUGAUUUUAAUGAUAAGCAGUUUCCCAGCUUUGCCAGCUACAAAUAGUUGAAAUAGUUGUGCAUUGUAAAUAAUUUGAAUAGAAUUAAGGUGUUGGGUUGUUAAAUUACAAAUAAUCAAGUGUUCUGUGAAAUUUUUUUUUUUUUUUUGCUUUUCCCUUCUACUUCUUGGAUUUCUUGUUCAUCAGAAAUGAAGUGUCUAGCAGGUACUGAGAUUAUGAGCACGGUGUGGGGAUGCAUCACCUUCACUGAGUUUGCUUUGAUGCUUUGCAUGUUGGCUUUUGGACAACAGUUUAUAGUGUGGUCUAUUACAAUGCCAGUGAUAUCUAAGAUAGUGUAUAAUGAACAAAGGAGGAAAACUCUUUAAUCAUGUUUAAUUUGUAACUCAAAAAUGCAUGUUAACACGAUGAAGUGACUUAUUGGAGGAAGGUGGAUGCACUACCCAAUGGACAUCUUUUAACUUCCACUUGAGAAAUGCUGUGUCCCAGAGAAUCACAGUAAGGAAAUGGCUUUACUUAACCCUGGGCUUGGGAAAGGUUCUCAUCCAGGGCACCGUCUUUCCCUCUGGAGCCAGGAAACCAGAUGAUUCUCUGGCAGCUGUGGUAACUGGUGCAUAAAACCUGGCAACACCUCUGUCUUGGUAUCUGCUCAAAGCUGCCUUUGACCAUUUUCAUUGUUCCUUAUUAACUAAACUCUAAAAUUCAGCCUAGUGCCUUUUUUUGGAGACAGUCUCACUCUUUUGCCCUUAGGUGAGAGCCUCCUAGCCUCAAACUCCUGGGUUCAAGUGAUCCUCCUGCUUCAGCCUUCCAGCUUACAGCAACCUCAAACUCCUGGGUUCAAGUGAUCCUCCUGCCUCAGCCUUCUGAUUAGCUGCGACUACAGGCACCUGGCAAUGCUCAGAUAAUUUUUCUAUUUUUAGUAGAGAUGGGGUCUCAUCUUGCUCAGACUGGCCUUGAAUUCCUGAGCUGAAGGGAUCCUGACUCUGCCUUCCAAAGUGCUAGGAUCACAGCCAUCUUUUUUUAAAAUAGAAAAAGUUUUUUUUUUUUUUGAGACUUAGUCUCAGUGUUUUGCCCUCGGGUAGACUGCUGUCGAGUCAUAGCUCAUAGCAACUUCAAACUCUUGGGUUUAAGCAAUUUUCUUGCCUUAGCCUCCCAAGUAGCUGGGACUACAGAUGCCUGCCACAAUGCCUAGCUUAUUGUAAUUUCAUUUCAUUCAUUUUAAUUUGUAUUUUUUACUUAUUUUUAUUAUUUUAUUUGUUUUUAUUUAAUUUUUUUGAGACAGUGUCUCAAGCUGUCACCCUGGGUAGAGUGCUGAGGUGUCAAUAGCUCACAGCAACCUCCAACUUUUGCGAUUCUCUUGCCUCAGUUUUUCUAUUUUUAGUAGAAAUGAGGGGGUCUCAACUUUUGCUCAUGUUGGUCUUGAACCUGUGAGUUCAAGCAGUCCACCUGCCUCGGCCUCCCAGAGUGCUAGGAUUUCAGGCGUUACCUACUGUGCCUGGCCUAAAAUAGAAAAACUUUUGAGGUAAUUUUAUAUUCACAUCAAAGUCUUUGGUAGAUACACUUUUUCCAUAAGUAUUUGGUCAGAAUGACCCCCUACCCCAUUUUGAACAUAUUUUGCACAUUUGCACAGCCCAUGUUUGUAAUGGGUAGAGGGCUAAGAGUGGGAUGAGGGUAGUGGAGUUUUGAAACAGUAUGGCUGCUGCUUCUGUGGUUUUCCUUUUGCAAUCACUCCCUGCCAAGCAAGGCAAUAAACUUAGUAUUGGCCACCCAGGACUAAUUCCCAGUGCCAUGGAGUUUGUGGUAAUGAAUGAGCUGCGUGCAGAGCACUCACUACUGAGAACUUCCUGUUUCUGAACGUGUAGCUGUUGAGAGAAAUAGCACAGUCAGAGUUUGUCUCCUAACCUAGGUGUGAAGGACGUCUAACCAUGAUUCUUUUCUUCAUUCAGCUUUUGAGUCUCAAGAGUUAAUGUGCUCAGCCUUUGAGUCCCACUUAUACAGAGGGGCUACCAGUGGGGACUUGGGCCAUCAAGGUUCCUGCAUCAAGUUGAGCUGGUGCAUCUACUAGCACUACUCUGAAAAGCCAGUGGAAAAUGAAUGCAUGAAUGAGCACAUAAUGUUAUUUGGCUCCAAAAAAAAAUUGCCAGGCAUAGCUAUGUAUUUUUAUUUUUUUUAAACAUUCUUUUUUUUUUUGUGGUUUUUGGCCAGGGCUGGGUUUGAACCCGCCACCUCCGGCAUAUGGGACCGGCGCCCUACUCCUUGAGCCACAGGCGCCGCCCGUAUAGCUAUGUAUUUUUUAAUCACUGUUUUGUUCAGAUGUUAGAAUCAGUAUUUGUUAUUAUUGCCUUUUGGUUGCAGCGUUUUAUUUAAUGAAUGAAUGAAUGAAUUUUGAGAUAGUCUCAUUGUUGCUCCAGGCUAGAGUGUUAUGACAUCAUAGCUCACAGCAACCUCAAACUCCUGGGCUCUAGUGAUCCUCUUGCAUCAGCCACCUGAGUAACUGGGAUUACAGGUGUGUGUCACCACGCCUGGCUAAUUUUUUUCCUAUUUUUAGUGGAGAUGGGAGUCUCUGCUUUUGCUCAGGGUGGUCUCAAUCUGCUGAGCUCAAAGGAUCCACCCGCCUCAGCCUCCCAGAGUCCUAGGAUUACAGGCCUGAGCCACAGCAAACAGGCAUAAGCAGUCUCAUAUUUGAAGAACAGUUGUAUUUUUACUUAAUCUAACUUAUGCCUCUUCUAAAAUACUAAUUUGUGUUACUUUUUGGCUGUGAAUGGUGUCUUUUUAUUAUUAUUUUUUUUUUUGAGACAGUCUCAAGCUAUCGCCCUGGGUAGAGGGCCCUGGCAUCAUGGCUCACAGCAACCUCAAACUCUUGGGCUUAAGUGAUUGUCAUGCCUCAGCCUCUCAAGUAGCUGGGACUACAGGCGCCUACCACAACGCCCAGCUAUUUUUUGGUUGCAGUUGUGAUUGUUGCUUAGCAGGCCUGGGCUGGGUUUGAACCUGUCACCCUAGGUGUAUGUGGCUGGUGCCCUGCUGACUGAGCUGUGGGCACUGCCACAAUGUGUUUUUUUUUUUUUUUGUAGAGACAGAGUCUCACUUUAUGGCCCUCGGUAGAGUGCUGUGGCCUUACACAGCUCACAGCAACCUCCAACUCCUGGGCUUAAGCGAUUCUCUUGCCUCAGCCUCCCGAGUAGCUGGGACUACAGGUGCCGACCACAACGCCUGGCUGUCUUUUGGUUGCAGUUUGGCUGGGGCCGGGUUUGAACCCGCCACCCUCGGUAUAUGGGGCCGGCGCCUUACUGACUGAGCCAUAGGCGCCGCCCUGUUUUUUUAUUUUUUUUAAGACAAGGCCUCAAGCUGUCACCCUGGAUAGAGUGCCAUAGCAUCACAGCUCACAGAAACCUUCAACUCCUGGGCUUAAGUGAUUCUCUUGCCUCAGCCUCCCAGGUAGCUGGGACUAUAGGUGCCCGCCACAAGGCCUGGCUAUUUUUUGGUUGUAGUUGUCGUUGUUUGGCAGGCCCAGGCUGGAUUCGAACCUGCCAACUCUGGUGUAUGUGGCUGGCGCCUUAGCUGCUUGAGCUACAGGCACCAAGCCAACAAUGUUUUAUUUUUUUUUUACCAAGCCAACAAUGUUUUAUUUUUAUUUAUUUAUUUAUUUAUUUAUUUAUUGAGACAAAGUCUACUCUUUGGGUAGAGUGCUGUAGCAUCACAGCUCACAGCAACCUCUAACUCUUGGUAUUAAGCGAUUCUCUUGGUGCAGCUGCCUGAGUAGCUGGGACUACAGGUGCCCACCACAAUGCCUGGCUAUAUUUUUGUUGCAGUUGUCAUUGUUGUUUAGCAGGACCAUGUUGGGUUUGAACCUGCCUGCCUUGGUGUACGUGGCUGGCACCCUACCCACUGAACUACAGGUGCCACCGUGAAUGGUGACUUCCACACUGAAAAAAAAAUUGUUUUUCUUGGGGCUAUGGCGUUUUUAUUAGGUCGAGGUAGGUCAAGAGAUGUAAGUUGUAUAUGCUGCUUCAUGGGCCCCUGGGCUCAAAACUAGCAUAAGAAGCAUAUAACUCCUGGGUGGCGCCUGUGGCUCAGUGAGUAGGGCGCCGGCCCCAUAUACUGAGGGUGGUGGGUUCAAACCCAGCUCCGGCUGAACUGCAACCAAAAAAUAGGUGGGUGUUGUGGCGGGCGCCUGUAGUCCCAGCUGCUUGGGAGGCUGAGGCAGGAGAAUCACGAAAGCCCAAGAGCUGGAGGUUGCUGUGAGUCCUGUGACAUCAUGGCACUCCACCAAGGGUGGUAAAGUGACACUCUGUCUCUACAAAAAAAAAAAAAAAAAGUCCACUUGGAUUGUGAGGAGAGCCCUUGGAAAAAAUACCUACUUGGCUAGGCGCAGUGGCUCACUCCUAUAAUCCCAAUACUCUGGGAGGCUGAGGGGGAAGAAUUGCUUGAGGCCAGGAGUUCAAGACCAGCCUGGACAAUAUGGUGAGAUCCUUUCAUCACUACAAAAAGUUAAAAAAAAGAA